Halichondria panicea is the source of this 1147-nucleotide messenger RNA. RefSeq names its product fatty acid hydroxylase domain-containing protein 2-like. The record is from RefSeq and is a predicted model, not a curated record. Gene Ontology annotation, cellular component: endoplasmic reticulum membrane. The transcript is spliced from 6 exons. Gene Ontology annotation, molecular function: C-4 methylsterol oxidase activity; iron ion binding. Bases 120 to 956 code for a protein of 278 amino acids. Gene Ontology annotation, biological process: sterol biosynthetic process. NCBI's taxonomy places the organism in Eukaryota, Metazoa, Porifera, Demospongiae, Suberitida, Halichondriidae.
GGGAUGCUAUGCAUUCUUUGUGGGGUUUUUUUUAUUAUUGGCUGGUUUUUUAGUCAGCCUUACCUUCAGUUCACCCUGGCUCUACACUAUUGGAUUUUUUUAGGAACAAGGAGGCAGUCAUGAUGAAUCCGAUAGAGUAUUUAUGGAGUCAAGUUCAUUCAGCAUUCAGUGGAAAUGAGUUUCUGUUCUUAACAUUUGGGUCAGUAUCAGUUGUCACUUUCGCUCUUAUUGUAUUCAACAUUCCCUUUGCUGUGGUCGACCUCACUGGAUGGCCUUCCUCACUCGUCAAGUACAAAACCCAGGAAGGAAAAACUAUUCCAGUUAACUGGCCAAUGUAUCGCAAGACGUUAACUCUGACAGCAUUUAAUGCAGUGGUUGUGAGUUUCAUCGUCCAGGUGAUGAUGUACCCUUUGGCUGUCAGGACCAUCAGCUGCUCCCUUUCACUUCCGUCACUCCCCAAGGUAGUAUGGGACUUUGUCGUCUGUUUGCUGGUCAUUGAAGUGCUCUUCUAUUACGCGCAUAGGUUGUUCCAUGCCCCAAUACUGUACAAGCGCAUACACAAGCUACACCACGAUUGGAUUGCCCCAGUGAGUGUGGGCUCCAUUUACUGCCAUCCUAUAGAGUACGUCUUCUCCAACCUCCUGCCAGUUGUGAUCGGCCCUUGUGUGACUGGUAGCCACGUCACGGUGGCAUGGUUCUUCUAUACUGUCGUCAUCUUUUUUACUACUCUGAACCAUUGUGGCUACCACUUUCCCUUCCUACCGUCCAAUGAGUUCCAUGACUUCCAUCAUGCCAAGUUCAACGAGUGCUAUGGGUCUCUAGGUCUCCUCGACUACCUCCACUCCACGGAUCUCUCAUUUCGCAAGCGUAGCAACUACAAACGUCAUGUUAUACUGACUGGUCGCGAUUCAGCCAGGGAACUGUAUCCAGAUAUAAAGAAAAAAGCAGAGCAGUGAUCGCUUCAAAAUUUGUUCCAUGAAUUUUUUAGCGUGCUUGCACAACCUAUAUACUUGCUUCAUCAUAAUGCUCAUUAUGCAAGGCUGUUUGUACAUGUCUAGUAAAACUAUUCAGUUACGUUAUACAUGUAUGUUUUGUACAGUUUCUUAAUCUUGUAUAACUAUGCAUGGUUAUGAUCACUACAAACUGG